AUGGUGGCCGUAGUAAGGCGUAUGCGAAAGCUGAGAGCAUUGCUCGCCAUAAGAUUAGGACCCGGGGCGGCAAUAUUGCCACCAGAGGUAACGAGGAUCCAUAUGGACUUUGCAGUCGACAUCCAUGACGGACACCAUGGACCAAGGAAGUUUUGGAGGAACUGCCUACCACGAUUAAAAUACCACAAUCCCGCGGUUCCCAUGACAGUAAACCGAACAAUCAACCAGACUGGGCCCGCCCUCAUGACCGUAGACUUCACCUCCCCCAAGGCCGCCGCGACCAUCAAACCCGAAAUCUCCUCAACGACCGAUAAGCAAACAUCUACAGGGCCUGUACCAGAGUCCAAAGCUGGCCCGCCCACAGAAAGAACAGAAGUGAUCAAUAUGAAGCAUAGACAUGACUCUGAGAUUUUAGAGCAGUUGCUGAGGCUUACGAAGGCGAAGGUGGUGAGACCCACCGCGGAGGAGCAAAGGGAGAUUCAGGAGAUGGAGGAGCAGAACGCGAAGAGCGAAAGAGAUGCAAAUAUGAUGGCCAAGGUUAAUGCAAAAAGGAAGAGGGAAGAAGAGAUCCUCGAGCAGGCCAGGGGUGAGGUAGAAGCUAUACAGGAAUGA
Molecule: messenger RNA, 612 nt
Organism: Hyaloscypha bicolor E
Lineage: Eukaryota; Fungi; Ascomycota; Leotiomycetes; Helotiales; Hyaloscyphaceae
Exons: 3
Coding region: 1-612 (203 amino acids)
Cellular component (GO): mitochondrion
Molecular function (GO): structural constituent of ribosome
Source: RefSeq, a predicted model, not a curated record